AUGGAUGGCACUACUGCCAGCAGCGGCGGUCUUCGGGUCGGCAAACUGCUGCCAAAGGGUCUAUCAGCGAAGAGGAGGCGCAGAAAGGACAAGAAUGGACGGGACUCGGAGGCAUCGGGCGCAGAUGAUGACACACGCAGCACGAGCGCACACAGCAGCCAGCGGCGUUUCAAGCGCGAGCUGACCCUCGAGAGUGACGAUGCCAACUCAACCAACAUUGCUGACGACGACGACGAGAUGGACGACCGCAGCUUUGGGUCCUUUGAGUCUGGCGCAGAUCCGGAGACUGCCGACCGUGGAAGACCCGCAUCCAGCUCUGCUCCAGCUCGACCCGCCACAAUAUCUGCCCACCCGUCCCUGAUCGGCUACUUGACAACGUCAUCCCCCGUGGUCCAGACACAACACCUUGACUCGCGGUCUCACUUCCUAUCCUCCUCUCAAGCCCGCGGCUAUUCCAGCGGCAGUAGCGAUAAGUCCUUGUCGCCAGAAAAGCCAUCUAAAGCAAAGGGCGUUCCCGGCUUUCAGAACUCGAUCCCGGAACCUCCUGCGCCAGCCAAAAUAGCUUCCGCCGACCGAAAGGGCAGGGCAUCGACACCCCGAAUUGAAACCAACCCUCCCCGUACGCCACCUCAAGACGAUAAACCUGCUCCCGUUAUUGUCAACACCCCUCCGACUCCAACAGACCGAGCUGAUCAUUCACAAUUCGCAACGUCUCCGGACGGCAGGCCGUCAACGAAUGGGGCCGACCCUAAACUGAGAGCUGAUGGAAGUGCUGCUGCGUCAAAUAUGAACAUCCAUAGGAGAAGCAAAUCUGGUUCUGCAGCAAUCGGUCCUAGCAAGCUCUCUCAUAUUACAGCGGCGCCAUUGACACCUACUGACGAGACUGGCGGAGAGACCACCCCAAGUGCCACUGGGUUCUUUUCGUCCAUGAUAUCUGCCGCUCAAAACGCAGCUACCUCAAUUAGCAAUACGAUACCCAGCACGGGACUCGGCAUUGGAAGCAAUAAAACCCGGAACGGCACACCAAAGUCUUUGAAUUCCCCUGCCGCUAGCCAAACAACCUUGAACUCGCAACCUGCACCUGAACCAGAGCCGCGUAUCGAAGACACAAUGGAUCGGAAAGAGUCUGCAGUUCGAACACUGGGGUCUGGGGACCUCAGCCUUAGCCAACUCGGUCUUCCUGAAUCUUCAAUUACCUCUCCCGCGAGCGCCAGAUUUGCUGAUGUUGCCGACACCAGAACGAGAUCAGAAUCUGCUCCAACUGAGCCUCAAACCUCAGCCACGGACGUACUUCCAGCAGAAUCAUCGAGCCGGCCACGCUCCUUGGCCGAACCUGCCAGCGGGGAUCAGACCCCCCCGCAGACGGACCUUUCAGACCUCAAAGGGCCAGUUCAACGGUCGUCCAGCCUCAGGAGUGCAAUGAAACCUCACAGGAAGAGGGGAAGCUCAGCAACAACCGGAGGAACCAUAGCUGCGGCUAUUACAUCUGCCACGAAUGCUGCUCUUCCCACCAGCGGCGGUAUAGGGGCACCCAAGUUGACCGGAUUCGCGAUUGCCAGCAAGAAGCGAAACCGCGAUUUUCAUAAUCUCUUCAAGAGUGUACCCGAUGAUGACUAUCUAAUUGAAGAUUAUAGCUGCGCUCUUCAACGAGAGAUCCUAGCCCAUGGCCGAUUAUAUGUGUCUGAGGGUCACCUUUGCUUCAGCAGUAAUAUUCUCGGCUGGACAACAACGUUGGUCAUGAGCUUUGACGAAAUCGUAUCUGUGGAGAAGCGAAGCACCGCUCUUGUAUUCAAAAAUGGCCUGAUGAUAUCAACACUUCACGCCAAACAUAUUUUUGCCAGUUUUACGAGCAGAGAUGCCACAUAUGAUCUUAUCGUAAAUAUUUGGAAAUUGGGCCACCCAACUCUACGAAGCACAUUGAACGGUGUUCAGCUAGAAGGGACCGGUGGGGACAAGACGGAAAAGGUGGAGGAACAGCAAGGGGUGAUGGAAGAGGAGCCACAAGAGGCGUCCGGAUCCGAAGACGAUACAGAUGAUGAUGAAGGCGACGACGAGGAGUUCUAUGAUGAGGAAGAACACGAUGAGGUGCUUGAAACCCAGUCGACAGAUAUGACAGCUGUUGAACCGGAUCCAGAGAGGCCGGCAACGCGAAAGGUGUCUGGAAUGACUGCUGUAAAUGGCGUGGCAUCUGAACCGUCCAAAGAUGCCUCUCCACCGCCAGGCGGCGCACCCGAUUUUCCUGGCCCCUCCGCUCAUGCGCCAACAGACUGCGGCGACUCGACAGCCCAUUACGAAAAGGUCCUCGGCGAUGAGAUUAUUCCCGCUCCUCUUGGGAAGGUGUACAACCUCGUCUUUGGCCCUGGAUCUGUCACGUGGAUGAAUAAGUGGUUGUCGACAGAGCAAAAGUGCACCGACAUCCAGAUGGAGGAUAAGAAGGGCCUCACGGCCGAUAACAAGAGCCGCACCUUUACGUACAUCAAACCACUCAACGGCUCGAUCGGCCCGAAGCAAACGAAAUGUGUUGUAACAGAAACCAUUGACCAGAUGGACUUGGAGAAGGCUGUAAACCUCAGCGUCUCUACUCAAAAUCCAGAUGUGCCCUACGGCAACUUGUUUACCGUCAAGACGAAGUACUGCUUGUCAUGGGCUGAGAACAAUGCUACACGCAUUCAAAUCAACUGCACAGUCGAUUGGUCGGGCAAGUGCUGGCUAAAGGGAACCAUUGAGAAGAAUGUCAAUGAUGGACAAGGGCAAUACUGCAAGGAGCUAUUUGCGUCGCUCAAGUCGGCAGUUUCGUCCAGGGCUCGAUCCGGCACGGCGACGAACGGAAUUGUCAAGGGCAAAAAGAAGCUGAAGAGAAGCAAGGCAUUACAGACGGUUGUCGACCUGGAAGCCAGCAAGGGUGGCAAGUCGGACGGCGGGAAACAAAAUUGGGGACCGUUGGAACCUGUCCGAAGUAUACUGGAGCCAUGUGUUGAUGUGCUGCAGCCCAUACUUACGGGGAACGUCAUGUAUGGCCUGCUCGUGGGCCUGCUCGUUGCCAUGUGGUUUGGUUUUGGGUCUCCGCCGAAGAACAACGCGCCGUUUGGCCCAGAUGUUGGAUUUUACAGUCCCAAUCGACAAGCGGCCUAUGAGGAGAUGUGGCGGCGGCAGGAUUCUGAGCUAUGGGAAUGGCUGGAGGAGCGCGUGGGUAUGGAGCGGCUAAGCUCGGAUCAGCCCAGCGCGCGAAAACGAGGGAUGGAGCACCGGACAGUGGAGGAUAAGUUGCGAGAGGAGCGGAUGGAUGAACGCGAGAUCCAAGAAGCCAUUCGUGUGACGGAGGAAAAGUUGCGGGUACUGCGCGAGGUUAUUGGAAAAGGAAGGCCGAACUAG
Messenger RNA from Metarhizium brunneum ARSEF 3297, 3372 nucleotides. RefSeq lists its product as uncharacterized. Gene Ontology annotation, biological process: intracellular sterol transport. Gene Ontology annotation, cellular component: mitochondrion; cortical endoplasmic reticulum; endoplasmic reticulum-plasma membrane contact site. The record is from RefSeq and is a predicted model, not a curated record. NCBI's taxonomy places the organism in Eukaryota, Fungi, Ascomycota, Sordariomycetes, Hypocreales, Clavicipitaceae. Gene Ontology annotation, molecular function: sterol binding; sterol transfer activity.